AUGGCCACCGGUGCAGCAAGCGUUCCGUACUCCACAGACUUGGCUACAGAUCCCACAGAGAUUCAGAAGAACCUCGUCGAGAAGAACGCUGAGUAUGCGUCGUCAUUCGACAAGGGCCAUCUGGCGCUGCCUCCAGCGAAGAAAUACCUCGUCGUGACAUGCAUGGACGCUCGAAUCGACCCAGCCUCGGCCUUUGGCAUCACCCUCGGCGAUGCCCACGUCAUCCGCAACGCCGGCGGCAACGCCAGAGACGCCUUACGAAGCAUCUUAAUCUCGCAGCAUUUGCUGGGCACGAAGGAGAUCGUUCUGGUCAAACACACCGGCUGCGGCAUGCUCACCUUCACUAACACCGAUGCUCUGUCUGUCGUAGCGCAGAACGCUGGAGUAGGCGUUUUGCAGUCUACUUUUGAUUUCCAGCCUUUCCCGGACCUGGAGCAGGCUGUUAAGGAUGAUGUAGCGUGGUUGAAUGGCAAUGCGGCGUUGAUUGGGAAGACAAUUAGCUGGCUCUCAGAAGCUUCUGCUAUCCUGCACGACGACCACACUGAAGCCAUCGCCAUGCCUCUACAGAUUUCGGAUACCGUUGCAAAGAAUGCUGUCAUGGACGGCAUCGACCCCUUAGACCAUUCCGGUGUCAUCGAGUAG
Messenger RNA from Zasmidium cellare ATCC 36951, 642 nucleotides. RefSeq lists its product as uncharacterized. The record is from RefSeq and is a predicted model, not a curated record. Gene Ontology annotation, molecular function: carbonate dehydratase activity; zinc ion binding. The coding region runs from base 1 to 642 and encodes 213 amino acids. The transcript has 4 exons. Lineage: Eukaryota; Fungi; Ascomycota; Dothideomycetes; Mycosphaerellales; Mycosphaerellaceae.